UUGUAGCAUAAUAUAGGAUAAUACUGUUACUUUCCCUUUGGCUUAAGUGCUUAUUUCUUGGAACUCAUUUCUUUAGUAAAGUUUCUCAUUUUUUUUUGUAAUCACUUGUGUUACUCGGACUAGGGUACUUGUACUAGUGUCUGGACAAGUGUACGUGUCAAAGUGUCGUACCCAUGUUCGGGUAUUGUAGCAUAGUAUAGCAUAAUGUUGUUGCUUACCCUUUGGCUUAAGUGCUUAUUUCUUGGAACUCAUUUCUUUAGUAAAGUUUCUAUUUUUUUUUGUUUCUUUACCACAAGAGUGUUACUGCUAAGUUUGCGAGGAGAUUGCUAGGGUACUAGUGUCGGACAAGUGUACGUGUCAAAGUGUCAUACCUAUGUUCGAGUAUUGUAGCAUAACAUAGCAUAAUACUGUUGCUUUCGCUUUCGCUUUCGCUUUCGCUUAAUCGCUUCUUUCUUGGAACUCAUUUCUUUAGUAAAGUUUCUGAUUUUUUUUUGUUUCAUUACCACAACAGUGUUACUGUUACGUUUGUGAGGAGAUUGCUCCAUGCAAAAAGUGGAAGAAGCCUUCUACAAGGCAUUGUGAUGCAUCAGAUAAGGAUGAUAAGUGGAAAUAUGAGAAGAAACUCAGGAAGAAACUCCAUGGAAAUACUACUAUGGUUUAUCACAAGCUUACUGUAUGUGCAUCCUAUCAUCUUCCUGAUGGACCUGAUGUGCCAUUACGUUCAUUUGGUGGCGGACUAAUAUGUAACAGAGAUGGAGAAUGGAUUAUUGGCAUCUCCAUGUGCUUGCACAAUGAUAUCUACUUUGAUUCUGACUGCACUAUUCCAUUCUACAUUGUCCUUCUUGAAGGACUUGAACUUGCAUGGUUGAGAGGGUUUCGAUACCUAGAGGUUAAUCUUGGGUUUGUUUUCCAUCAUAGUUUUUGGUCUGGAUUUACCAAGGAUGUUGUGACUAAGAAAUUCCGUCUCUGUGUUACUUCAUUUUCUGCAAUUAAUCCUCGGUUAUUGGUUAUCCUGAAAACUGUGGAAGAUUACCUCAAUCGAGAAUGGUUUAUCGAAGUGAAAAACACAGAGUUGUUUGGAGAAGAAGCUGGUGUUUUAACUGUCGCAUUAAUGGCUGAUUGUCAAGAUCAAGCUAAGAAAAUAUACGAUUUCAGAACACACCCUUUAAACACAGGGUUUAUGAGCACAGAUAUGAUGAAUAUGGUUUCUGAAAUAGCAAGUUAUGUGAUUGAUAAAUCUGCUUAUAAUGCAUCUGUUCAGGAGAAGAAGUACUUUGGGCUGAAUUAGUUUUGCUGGCCUUUAAUUCUAAGCUUCAAGGAGUACUGCAUAAGAUUCAUCUCAUUCUUCUCUAACUCCGCGUACCGUCUGUGGGAUGGAUUUAAUUGGCUUCAAGAAGUAGCGUCUGUGUUUUUGGUUUUAAUGACAUGUUUCUUAGUAUCUUGUAAGCAGAUCAUUGUCUGGCUUUCUGUCGUUAUAUGCUUUUUAUCUCAUUGAACCUUGUUUAAAGUUAGUUUGCAGUAAUGAAG
This is a messenger RNA of Beta vulgaris subsp. vulgaris (sugar beet), 1527 nucleotides long. RefSeq lists its product as uncharacterized. The record is from RefSeq and is a predicted model, not a curated record. The transcript has 2 exons. NCBI's taxonomy places the organism in Eukaryota, Viridiplantae, Streptophyta, Magnoliopsida, Caryophyllales, Amaranthaceae. Bases 653 to 1288 code for a protein of 211 amino acids.